CAAUUCCACUGCAAAUUUCAAUAUUCCAACAGAACCAAAAAAAAAACCAUUAACAAACCAAAAAAAAAAACAUUUUCAAGAUUCUUAAAAAUUAGUUUUUUUUUUCUCUCAACUAUGGCGGCGGAAUCUGAUUACGCUUUUCUUGAGUCGAUAAGGCGACACUUACUAGGAGAAUCGGAGGCGCGACUCAGUGAGUCAGUGGCGAGUUCUCUUACGACCGGUCACGGUUUAAAACCGGUUUACGGAAGAAACCAGAGCUUCAGCAAGUUGUACCCUUGCUUCACCGAGAGCUGGGGAGAUUUGCCGUUGAAAGAAAACGAUUCAGAGGAUAUGUUAGUCUACGGAAUCCUCAACGACGCUUUUCACGGCGGUUGGGAACCGUCUUCUUCGUCUUCCGACGAAGAUCGGAGCUCUUUUCCGGCGGUUAAAACAGAGAGUUUCACGGAGGUGGAUUCUGUCCCGGCGAAGAAGACGAGUGUCACGAGUUCGGUUCCGGCGGCGGCGAAGGGAAAGCAUUACAGAGGAGUGAGACAGAGACCGUGGGGGAAAUUCGCGGCGGAGAUUAGGGAUCCGGCGAAGAAUGGAGCUAGGGUUUGGUUAGGGACGUUCGGGACGGCGGAGGACGCGGCGUUGGCUUACGACAGAGCCGCCUUCAGGAUGCGUGGUUCCCGCGCUUUGUUGAAUUUUCCGUUGAGGGUUAACUCAGGAGAACCCGACCCGGUUCGGAUCAAGUCCAAGAGAGGUUCUUGUUCGGAAAACGGAGCUCCGAAGCGGAGGAGAACGGUGGCUUCUGUAAACGCCGCCGGUCAAGGAACGGAUAUGGGAUUGAAUGUCAAGUGUGUGUGAGGUAGUUGAAGUGACACGCGGCGAUCAUUUGUUGGUUUUAUUGUUUUGAAUUUUCUUUGUUGAAUCAUUUUUUUCCCAAAAAGGGAGAAAAGAAACCGCAUAGUGGGAAAGGAAAAUGUUAACAAAACACGAAAAAAAUUCAUUUAUUCAAUAUUUAACUCUCCAAUCAUU
Molecule: messenger RNA, 1017 nt
Organism: Eutrema salsugineum
Lineage: Eukaryota; Viridiplantae; Streptophyta; Magnoliopsida; Brassicales; Brassicaceae
Product: ethylene-responsive transcription factor 1A
Exons: 1
Coding region: 115-846 (243 amino acids)
Biological process (GO): ethylene-activated signaling pathway; regulation of DNA-templated transcription
Molecular function (GO): DNA-binding transcription factor activity; DNA binding
Source: RefSeq, a predicted model, not a curated record